CUGGACGAGUGGUUUUCGAGCUGGGCUGCCAAUCCGGUGGUCCCAGGUUCGAUUCCCGGCUCGGUCAACGCGGAAUCAGAGAAAUUUAUUUCUGGUGAUAGAAGUUCAUUUCUCGAUAUAGUGUGGUUCGGAUCCCACAAUAAGCUGUAGGUCCCGUUGCUAGGUAACCAAUUGGUUCCUAGCCACGUAAAAAUAUCUAAUCCUUCGGGCCAGCCCUAGGAGAGCUGUUAAUCAGCUCAGUGGUCUGGUAAAACUAAGAUAUACUCUCGCAGAAAAAUGAGAUCUUUCCCAAUUCCAGGGGAACUACUUACAUCGCCAGAGGCAUCACCUUCAGUAGCGAUUGAAGCCACCGGCUCUGCACGGCACUCUGCAAUUUGAAAUAGAAAUUCAAAGUGCGUGAGGGUGAGACUUACCUAAGAGCAGGACGAUGAAGACGGAGAGAGAAAAUAGCUUGAUCAUCAUGUCCCCGAGGCGGUUCAUCUUCUGCAGCUCGUGGAGAAGGAACGCGGACCGAAGAGGCUCCACAUCUUCAUGGUGGUGUUGUUGGUGGCCAUUCUAGGCGUGAGUUUCUACUUUGCCUUCUACAGGAGAGAUUGGACAACGUCCCCCGAACCCACGACGGACUUACAAGAGGCGCUCUCCAGGGUAUGCACUGAACCCCAGUCUACCCCGAGAUACGAAGGAGUCCACAGUUUCUUCGAAUAUUUGGAGGAGCCCCCUCACCCCCUCUGCCCCCCCAUCGUGAAAACGCUCGGAGGGAGGAAGGAUGAAGCCCAAGGCGAUGAAAAGAACGAGACAUCGGUGAGUUACGAAGUGGAGGGGGGACAGGAAGGCCCCCUGCCGCCGUACGCCUGUCUCACCGAGGACCGGAAGUCUUCGCAGCAACAGCCGCCGUGUGUGGCGUACUCGUUCACGACCAGCGUCCAAAACGAGGUUGCCGAGUACGCGAAGUCCCUCGGGUGCGUUCAUCACGUCUUCUCCGAAGAGGCAUCAGACAUCGGGCGGAGCUCUGUCGCAGCAGAAGAGAACAGCAUCUCCGAAGAGGCCACAGGUCACCCCCGUGACGUGAGGACCCCGGGUGCAAAACGAGACCCAAGUUUCCCCGGGGGGGAGGAGACGGGGCAACACUCGAAGCCACUCGAAGUCCUUAUCUCCUCGAUCAGGAACUCGGGACAAAAGAUUCAACUCGUCAACAUCAACGCGAAAGGUCAAGAAUGGCCCAUACUGACCCAGCUCGUUCUUCACCCUGACCUAAUCGACAUCCAACAGGUCAUUGCCAGAAUUCACCUGCCGGAGGAUAUUGGAGCCAUGUCGGAUGUCGAGAUGCAUCGAUAUUUCUCCGGGUUGCAUCAGAUCGUGAGGGGGCUCGACUGUCUGGGCUACGGAGUGAUCUCCAGCCAGCCUCUCGUCUCCGAGGUGGUGGAAAUCGGCAGCAGAAGAUACCCGACGUCCCUCCAGGUCAGCUGGCUCAAGAAAAAGUCGAUUUUUGCGCGAUGAAAUUCGCCGUGAAUGAUGAUGAGUGAAGAUGCCGUUAUUUUCACUCUCAGUAGAUUGCUCAAUUGUCUGUAGAUUGUUUAUUUUGAGUAGACUGUUGGUUUUUA
Molecule: messenger RNA, 1601 nt
Organism: Macrobrachium nipponense
Lineage: Eukaryota; Metazoa; Arthropoda; Malacostraca; Decapoda; Palaemonidae
Exons: 8
Coding region: 532-1497 (321 amino acids)
Source: RefSeq, a predicted model, not a curated record